GGCAAGAGGUCCCUGAGGUUUUUCUGGACUGAGGGCGGUCCGGGAGGUUUUUAUGUAAGUGGGGCCCUGGGCCCGGGAAGCCCCGACGCUUUGCUCUGGGUAAAGGUGAGAGAACUCGCCGGAAGGGACAGGGCCCGAGGGGUGCUCCGAGGGACCGGCAGGGAACAGGGAGAAAUGGAUUUAUCUGCAGAUCGUGUUGAAGAAGUACAAAAUGUCCUUAAUGCUAUGCAGAAAAUCUUGGAGUGUCCCAUCUGUUUGGAAUUGAUCAAAGAGCCUGUUUCCACAAAGUGUGAUCACAUAUUUUGCAAAUUUUGUAUGCUGAAACUUCUCAACCAGAGGAAAGGGCCUUCACAGUGUCCUUUGUGUAAGAAUGAUAUAACCAAAAGAAGCUUACAAGAAAGUACAAGAUUUAGUCAACUUGUUGAAGAGUUGUUGAAAAUAAUUCAUGCUUUUGAGCUUGACACAGGAUUGCAGUUUGCAAACAGCUAUAACUUUUCAAAAAAGGAAAAUAGCUCUCCUGAGCGUCUGAAGGAGGAGGUGUCUAUUAUCCAAAGUAUGGGCUAUCGAAACCGUGCUAAAAGACUUCGACAGAGUGAACCUGAAAACCCUAGCUUGCAGGAAACCAGUUUUAGUGUCCAACUCUCUAACCUUGGAAUUGUGAGAUCUCUGAGGACAAAGCAGCAGAUACAACCACAGAAUAAGUCUGUCUACAUUGAAUUGGGAUCUGAUUCUUCUGAAGAUACAGUGACUAAGGCAAGUUAUUGCAGUGUGGGAGACGACGAAUUGUUACGAAUCACCCCUCAAGGAGCCAGGGCAGAAGCCAGUUUGAAUCCUGCAAAAAAGGCUCCUUGUGAAUAUUCUGAGGACAUAACAAAUACUGAACAUCGUCAAUCCAGUAAUAAAGAUUUGACCACCACUGAGAAGCAUGCAACUGAGAAGCAUCCAGAAAAAUAUCAGGGUAUUUCUGUUUCAAACUUGCAUGUGGAGCCAUGUGGCACAAAUACUCAUGCCAGCUCAUUACAGCAUGAGAACAGCAGUUUAUUACUCACUAAAGACAGAAUGAAUGUAGAAAAGACUGAAUUCUGUAAUAAAAGCAAACAGCCUGGAGUAGCAAGGAGCCAACAAAGCAGAUGGGCUGAAAGUAAGGAAACAUGUAAUGAUAGGCAGACUCCCAGCACAGAAAAAAAGAUAGUUCUGAAUGCUGAUCCCUUGUGUGGGAGAAAAGAACUGAGUAAGCAGAAACCUCCAUCCUCUGACAGUCCUAGAGACUCCCAAGAUGUUCCUUGGAUAACACUGAAUAGUAGCAUACAGAAAGUUAAUGAGUGGUUUUCCAGAAGUGAUGAAAUUUUGACUUCUGAUGACUCACACGAAGGAGGAUGUAAAUCAAAUACUGGAGUAGCUGGUGCAGUAGAAGUUCCAAAGGAAGUGGAUGGAUAUUCUGGUUCUUCUGAGAAAAUAGACUUAAUCGCCAGUGAUCCUCAUGAAGCUUUGAUAUGCAAAAGUGAAAGAGUCCACACCAAACCACUAGAGAGUAAUAUUGAAGAUAAAAUAUUUGGGAAAACCUAUCGAAGGAAGGCAAGUCUCCCUAACUUGAGCCACACAGCUGAAGAUCUCAUUAUAGGAGCAUGUGCUAUAGAACCUCAGAUAACGCAAGCCCAUCCCCUCACAAAUAAAACAAAGCAUAAAAGGAGACCUACAUCAGGCCUUCAUCCUGAGGAUUUUAUCAAGAAAGUAGAUUUGGCCAUUGUUCAAAAGACUCCUGAAAAGCUAAUUGAGGGAACCGACCCUAUAGGGCGAAAUGGUCAUGUGAUGAAUAUAACAAAUAAUGGUUCUGAGAAUGGAACAAAAGGUGAUUAUGUUCAGAAAGAGAAAAAUGCUAACCCAACAGAAUCAUUGGAAAAUGAAUCUGCUUUUAGAACCAAAGCCGAACCGAUAAGCAGCAGUAUAAGCAAUAUGGAAUCAGAAUUAAAUAGCUACAGUUCAAGAGCACCUAAGGAGAACAGGCUGAGGAGGAAGUCCUCUACCAGGCACGUGUGUGCACUGGAAUUAGUGGUCAAUAAAAAUCCAAGCCCACCUGAUCAUACCGAACUACAGAUCGAUAGUUGUUCUAGCAGUGAAGAGAUGGUGAAAAGAAAAAGUUCGGACCAAAUGCCAGUCAGACACAGCAAAGCACUUCAACUCGUGGAAGAUAAAGAACUUGCACCUGGAGACAAGAAGCGUAACAAGCCAAAUAAACAGAUAAAUAAAAGACUUGCCAGCAGCACUUUUCCGGAGCUAAAUUUAACAAACGUACCUGAGGUUUUUACUAACUGUUCAGGUUCUAAUAAACUUCAAGAGUUUGUCAACCCUAGCAUUCGAAGAGAAGAAAUAGAAGAGAGCCGGGGAACGAUUCAUGUGUCUGAUAGUACCAGGGAUCCCAAAGAGCUGGUAUUGAGUGGAGGAAAAAGUUUGCAAACUGAAAGGUCUGUAGAGAGUACCAGUAUUUCAAUGGUACCUGAUACUGAUUAUGGCACUCAGGAUAGUAUCUCCUUACUGGAAGCUGACACCCUAGGGAAGGCAAAAACAGCACCAAAUCAACGUGCGAGUCUGCUUGCAGCAAUUGGAAUCCCCAAGGAACCUAUCCAUGGUUGUUCUAAAGAAACUAGAAAUGGCACAGAGGGUUUUACAGAUCUGCUGAGACGUGAAGAUAACCACACUCAAGAGACAAGCAUAGAAGUGGAAGAGAGUGAACUUGAUACACAGAAUUUAUAUAAUACGUUCAAGGUUUCAAAACGUCAGUCGUUUGCUCUGUUCUCAAAUCCAGAAAAGGAAUGUGCAACAGUCUGGGCCAGUUCCAGGUCCCUAAGGAAACAAAGUCCAAAAGUCACUCUUGAAUGUGAACCAAAAGAAGAAAAUCAGGGAAAGAAAGAGACUGAAAUCAAGCAUGUGCAGGCAGUUUGUGCAACUGCAGGCUUUUCUGCUGUCACUCAGAAAGCGGAGGAGCCAGGUGAUUAUGGCAAAUGUAGCAAAAAAGGAGUCUCUGGCCUUUGUCAGUCAUCUCAGUUCAGAGGCGAUGAAACUGAACUCCUUGAUGCAAAUAACCCUGGAGUUUCCACAAACUCUUAUCAUAUACCACCACUUUCUCCCAUCAGAUCAUCUGUUAACACUGUAUGUAAGAAAAACCUGUCGGAGCAAAAGUUUGAGCAGCAUUCAGUGUCACCUGAAAGAAUGGUGGGAAACGAGAAUGUCGUUCAAAGUACAGUGAGCACAGUUAGCCAAAAUAACAUUAGAGAAAGCACUUUUAAAGAAGUUAGCUCAAGCAGUGUUAAUGAAGUAGGUCCCAGUACUAACGAAGGCUCUAGUAUUAAUGAAAUAGGUUCCAGUGGUGAAAACAUUCAAACAGAACUGGGUAGAAACCGAGGAUCUAAAUUAAGUACUAUGCGCAGGUUAGGUCUUUUGCAACCUGAAGCCUAUGAGCAGUGCCUUCCUAUAAAUAAUUGUAAACGUCUAGAAAUGAAAAAGCAAGGAGAAAAUGAAGGAGUAGUUCAGUCUGUUAAUGCAGAUUUCACCCUAUGUCUAAUUUCCGAUAAUGUAGAACAACCUAAUGGAAGUAGCCGUGCUUCUCAGGUUUGUUCAGAGACACCUGAUGACCUAUUAAAUGGUGAUGAAAUAAAGGGAAACAUCAGCUUUGCUGAAAGUGGUGAUAGGGAAAGAUCUGCUGUUUUUAGCAAAAGUGUCCAGAAAGGAAAAUUCAGAAGGAGCCCUAGCCCUUUAGACCAAACACGAAACAGGGGCCAGGGACCAGGGACCAGGAAGUUAGAGUUCUCAGAAGAGAACGUGUCUAGUGAGGAGGAAGAGCUUCCCUGCUUCCAACACUUACUAUUUGGUAAAGUAGCCAAUGAAACCUCUCAGUCUACCAGCCGUAGUGCCAUUGCCACAGAGGGUCUGUCUAAGAAAACAGAGGAGAACCUAGAAUCAUUGAAGGAUAGCUUACAUGACGGCAGUAACCCGGUAACAUCAGCAAAGGCAUCCCAGGAACAUCACCUUAGUGAGGAAGCGAGGUCUUCUGGUAGCUUAUUUUCUUCACAAUGCAGUGCAUUGGAAGACUCAACUGUUGAUACAAAUACCCAGGAUCCUUUCUUGAUGUUUGAUCCUCCUUCCAAACAAGUGAGGCAUCAGUCUGGCAACCUGGACGUUCUGAGUGAUGAGGAAUUGGGUUCAUAUGAUGAUGAAAGGGAACCUGGCCUGGAAGAUGAUAAUCAUGAAGAAGAGCAGAGUGUGGAUUCAAACUUAGGUGAAGCGGCAUCCAGGUACGACAGUGAAACAAGCCUCUCUGAAGACUGUUCAGGGGUGUCCUCUCAAAGUGAUAUUUUAACCACUCAGCAGAGGGAUACCAUGCAAGACAACCUGAUCAAGCUCCAGCAGGAAAUGGCCGAACUGGAAGCUGUGCUAGAGCAGCACGAGAGCCAGCCUGCUAACAGCUUCCCUGCCCUCUUAGCAGAUUCUUGUGGCCCUAAGGACCUGUUCAAUCUGGAACAAAGCACAUCAGAGAAAGCAGUAUUAACUUCAGAGAAAAGUAGUGACUGUCCUAUAAGCCAGAAUCGGGAAACCUCCACUGCUGACAAAUUUCAAAUAUCUCUGGAUGGUUCCACCGGUAAGAAUAAAGAACCGGCAAUGAGAAGGUCUUCCCCUUCUCAGCCUCGGCUGUUAGAUACUAGGCAGUCUGUGCACAGCCACUCAAGGAGUCUUCAGAGCACAAACUGUCUGUCUCAGAAGGAGCUCAUUAAGGUUGCCAAUGGGGAAGAGCUACAACUGACUAAGUCAGAGCCCCGAGAUUUCUUGGAGCAGUCUUAUAUUUCAAGACAAGAUUUGGAGGGAACCCCUUCCUUCGAAUCUGGAAUCAGCCUCUUCUCUGAUGAUCCUGAGUCUGAUCCCUCUGUGGACAGAGCCCCAGAACCGGUUCAUGUUAGCAGCAUGCCAACUUCAACCCCUGCCUUGAAAUUACCCCAAUUUCAAGUUGAAGAAUCAGCCAAGAGUACAGCUGCUGUUCAUAUUACUAAUACUGCUGGGUAUAAUAAGAGGGAAGACAUUGUGAGCAAGGAGAAGCCAGAAGUGACAUCUUCAACAAAAAGAGUCAAUAAAAGAAUAUCUAUGGUGGCAUCAGGCUUGACUCCAAAAGAAUUUAUGCUGGUGCAGAAGUUUGCCAGAAGACAUCACAUCACCAUAACUAACGUGAUUUCUGAAGAGACUACUCACAUCAUUAUGAAAACAGAUGCUGAGUUUGUGUGUGAACGGACACUGAAAUAUUUUCUGGGUAUUGCAGGAGGAAAAUGGGUAGUUAGCUAUUUCUGGGUGACCCAGUCCCUUAAAGAAAGAAAGAUGCUAGAUGAGCAUGAUUUUGAAGUCAGAGGAGAUGUUGUCAAUGGAAGAAACCACCAGGGUCCGAAGCGAGCAAGAGAAUACCGGGACAGAAAGAUCUUCAAGGGCCUAGAAAUCUGUUGCUACGGGCCCUUUACCAACAUGCCCACAGAUCAACUAGAGUGGAUGGUGAGCCUCUGUGGGGCUUCUGUGGUGAAGAAGCCUUCGUUAUUCACUCUCAGCAAGGGUACUCACGCAGUUGUGGUCGUGCAACCGGACGCCUGGACAGAGGACAGUAGCUUCCAUGCGAUUGGGCAGAUGUGUGAGGCGCCUGUGGUGACCCGAGAGUGGGUAUUGGACAGUGUAGCCCUCUACCAGUGCCAGGAGCUGGACACCUACCUGAUCCCCCAGAUUCCCAGAGCUACUGCUGGCCUCAGUCAGCCAUGUGUGUAGCGUAUAGGGCCUGUCGCCACAGGACCCCGAGAAUGAUGGUAAGAAGCAGCCGUUUUCCAGGCCCUAGGAGCUCCUCUUCAGUCUCCCCACAGUCCCUGUUACUGAAUAUUUUAUGUACGUCAGCCUGAGAAGAAAUUGUGGCUAUGCAAGGGGCCCUUAAAGAUUUUCUGCUUCGAGUCUCCCUUUGAAAUCUACCAUGAGCACAAAAUUGUGGUAAUUUUUCACCUGAAAAGAAUGUAAAACCAUUUAAACCCCACCAAUUGCGCAAGAUGCUGAUUCAUUAUUUAUCAGCCCUAUUCUUCGUACUGGGGAUGUUGCCUUAGAGCUGGAGGCACAGAACGGCUGGCCUCAGGAGAAUAGCUGGGCUCCCUAAGUUUGCUUCUCUAAAAUCCUGUGUUCAUAAGGCCAAAAGUGAGACCCUUCAGUGGAAGGCAAGUACUUGAGGAAUCUGUGAUAUGACUUAAAAUCAGGACAGCCCUUGGACGGCUCUCAGAUGUUGGAGUGGAGCAUGGGGGGGGGGGGCUGGGGGGACUCGGAGGCAGGUGAUGGAUAUAAACAUGAACCCUGAAGGUUAGAGGAGAGGGGAAUCAUCCUGCCCUUUAGAAAUCCAGAUUUCUAAAGAGUUCUUAGCACUGCUAUGCUCUGAAGUACCAGAGUCUUUUCAAGAACCGAUGUCCAAAGAGGGUCUUCUCAUUCCCCCAUUAGAAAUAAAUGCAUUGUUUAUUGUUGUAGCUCUGAACCAUCACUCAUUCUUCUUGGAAUAUAAGAUCUCUGAUAGGAAUAUUUCAUGUCUGUAAAAUGACGUCUCCCACCAGGAAAGGAGCUGUUGCUUUCCUUGAGGUAAUUUUCUUCUCUUUGCUUCCUAUUGCCGAACUGUACAGCUUCAUAAAUAAUUUUGUGUGCUGAAGGAAGAGAAAGUGUUUUUCAUAAACUCAUUAUCCAGGCCUGUUUAUAGCUGUUGGAAGGACUAGGUCUUCCUUAGCCCCCUAGUGUGUGAGGGCAGUGCAGACUUGACUGUACAAAAUAGGUUUUGUAAAUGUUGUUGCUGUUCACCUGCAAAUAAACUUGCUUUCACUUUUCACCGA
This is a messenger RNA of Hyaena hyaena (striped hyena), 6875 nucleotides long. It is a transcript of the gene BRCA1, whose product is annotated as BRCA1 DNA repair associated. Gene Ontology annotation, cellular component: plasma membrane; BRCA1-BARD1 complex; BRCA1-A complex. Gene Ontology annotation, molecular function: DNA binding; ubiquitin-protein transferase activity; zinc ion binding. Gene Ontology annotation, biological process: negative regulation of fatty acid biosynthetic process; positive regulation of transcription by RNA polymerase II; chordate embryonic development. The record is from RefSeq and is a predicted model, not a curated record. The transcript is spliced from 23 exons. NCBI's taxonomy places the organism in Eukaryota, Metazoa, Chordata, Mammalia, Carnivora, Hyaenidae. The coding region runs from base 175 to 5790 and encodes 1871 amino acids.